Messenger RNA from Hyla sarda, 1411 nucleotides. RefSeq lists its product as uncharacterized. The record is from RefSeq and is a predicted model, not a curated record. The transcript has 2 exons. NCBI's taxonomy places the organism in Eukaryota, Metazoa, Chordata, Amphibia, Anura, Hylidae. Bases 88 to 786 code for a protein of 232 amino acids.
CACUGACAGCCGCCCGAGCCUUCAGUCAGUUCCAGUGCGAUUAGUGAGAAUAGUGAGAUUAGCGUCUUCUUCUUCUACUUGUCUGAAAUGGAGCUAAAAGGACUGGGGUUCGUCCCCCUCCUGUUGGCGUUUUGGUGUGCGGCCUGGCUUGCCACCAGCUACAUCAUGACGGUCGUCCUCGGCCAUGCAGCCUCGCCACUGAUGAGCAUCAGUGACGUGGGAAAUGUCUUUCCCGAAAGCAUAUUAUUCAGAAUUGGAUUCAUAGGGACGUCCAUUGGCACUUUGGUACUAACCUUUCUUAUUUAUAAGUAUAUGGUUAUGCAUACUGAAGAGUUCAGGGGUCAUCAGGUCCUGAUCCAGAGGAUCCUGCUGGCCAUUGUGUGGGCCUCCUGUUUUUCCACAGCUGUUAUGCAUGUAUUGUCCCCCGAAGAAUAUCCCAGGAUACACUUUGUCAGCAUGAUAAUUUCCAUUACAUGUGAAGCCUUAUACUACCUUGGGCAGUCCAUCCAGAUGUAUAAAUUACCAGGAGCAAAAAAAGUCAUCCACCAUAGUAGAUGCACCUGCUGUGGCCUGACUUUUGCCUGUGUAGUUUUCUAUUUUGGAUAUGAAACAUUAAAGGAAUUAUUCCAUAAUGAUGAAGACUGGGACGAGAUCCGUGAAAUCCCCAUCAUAAUCAUCGAGUGGGUGAUGCUUCUACUGAUCCUGAUAAACAUCGUGACCUAUUAUUCCACCAUGCAGAGGUUAUUGUUGACCGUCUCCAGAAACAGCUGCGAACAGCCAUCCUGAAUAUAGAUAUUUAAAUCCAGGAACUCACAUUUUUUGGGGGACUGAUGCAGCGCUGCCUUUGGAUAUCUCUGGCUCUGCCAUAGCGCUUUUUUUGAGGGGGCGUGUCGGCUGCCCCUUCGUCUGGUGGUCAACACUAGUGUUGCUCGCAAAUAUUCGCAAUGCGCGAAUUCGCGAAUAUUCGCCAAUAUAGCACUAUAUAUUCGAAAUUACGAAUAUAGUUUUUUUUUUUUUUCACAAUACACAUCACAGUGAUCAUCCCUCUCUGCUUCCAGCUUGUGUGGUGUAAAGAAGGCUCUAAUACUACUGUGUGAGACUGGGAUAUGAAUUUUCGCAUAUGGGAAAAUUUGCUUAUGCACAUUUUCAUUUAUGCAAAUUUUCGCAUAUGCAAAAAUAUUACGCGAAUAUUACAAAUAUGCGAAUUUAGCGAAUAUAUGACGAAUAUUUGUCCAUAUAUACGCGAAAUAUCGCGAAUUCGAAUAUGGCCUAUGCUGCUCAACACUAGUCAACACGCGCUAUCUGGCCAGCGAGCCAGGGCCCCGUACAGGAGAUCACGGGGCCCCCCAGCAGUCGGACACCCCACAAUCUGAAAUGUAUCCCCUAUCCUUGGGAUAGGGGAUGUUUUUCA